Molecule: messenger RNA, 2514 nt
Organism: Scatophagus argus
Lineage: Eukaryota; Metazoa; Chordata; Actinopteri; Scatophagidae
Gene: rnf170
Product: ring finger protein 170
Exons: 7
Coding region: 269-1075 (268 amino acids)
Molecular function (GO): ubiquitin protein ligase activity
Source: RefSeq, a predicted model, not a curated record
ACAUUCCUAUAUUAGAGUUUCUUUGUUGUUGUAUAUAUCUUUGUUCAGAGUACAAAAACGCUGACUGUUAUGAUUGGCUGGGUGGUACAUGAACGCCCAAUUUUUUUCUUCUUCUCUGCUUUGAAUUCCUUCUGGCCAGUUAUUGCCAUCUUGUGUUCAGUCUCUGAAAAUCUGCCAUUUCUGGAAAGCAAAAUAUCUUGAGACUCAAGAACAGAGUGGAUAAGUCUAAGCGGAUCUAUUAUAGUGUUGUAGGAUAUGAUUGUGGGUGAUGGAGGACAGUCAAUGUGGGGACUUGGACUACCUGAUCCAAGAUGAGGACACCCUCAUUGAGGGUGUCAGCAACCAGGUCUUGUUUGUUGUGGUCCUCAGUAUCACCUUCCUUGCAGGCCUCCUCACUCUGCUCUGCAGACAAGAGGAGCAGAAUAUUCACCCUGAGAAUCAGGAGCACGUUCGAGCUGUCCGACAACAGCUCCAAACAGAACAGGAUGAAAAUUCUCAGGCGGAGACCAGACAGCAGUAUUAUACCGACAUGUCUUGUCCUGUGUGUUUACAGCAGGCUGUCCUGCCUGUGGAAACCAAUUGUGGACACCUUUUCUGUGGCUCCUGCAUUAUAGCUUACUGGAGAUAUGGCACCUGGUUGGGUGCUAUUAAGUGCCCCAUCUGCAGACAAACGGUAACAUUGCUCUUCCCGCUAUUUCAUGAGCAUGCCAGUCCCCAGAGGGUCCAGGAUGGCGAAGCAGAACCUCUGCUGAUAUUAAGAGACAUUAAUGAUUACAACCGCAGGUUCUCAGGCCAGCCAAGAUCUUUUAUGGACAGGCUGCGCGAUGUGCCUACCCUGCUUCGUCACGCCUUUAGGGAGAUGUUUUCUGUGGGUGGCCUCUUCUGGAUGUUCAGGAUUCGUAUUCUUCUCUGUUUAGUUGGUGCACUCACCUACCUGGCCUCGCCGCUCGACAUCCUCCCCGAGGCACUUUUCGGUCUCCUGGGAUUCAUGGACGAUUUCUUUGUAAUCCUACUUCUCUUUGUGUACAUCUCUAUCAUGUACAGAGAGGUGGUUACACAGAGACUGAACGGCUAGGUGCUCACUCACGAAAAGAGACCUCAGCUUGCUCAUAUCGGGCUCGGGAACAAGUGCAGCUUCUGAGGUGGACCUGCAAAGGCUGAGUAGACGCUCAAAGGACAGUCGAUCAAUAGUGCUGGUUCCCUCAGAGAGGUUUACUUUGAAGCCUGGGAUGUUACUUCAUCUCUGGAGAAAGGUUAACAAAAGAUUAAGCUCAGAAUGUUGACUCUACAAAGUGAAUUCACCAGUAAUGGCUCAGAGGUUGAAUGAGGUCAAGGCGAACAACAGGGCAGCAGAAGGAUGGCUGUGAAGGGAUGUGAUGUUGUUGAAUAUUUCCUCUGAACCAGACAGGGCGAUCUUUUCCAUUCUUUCAGGCACUUGAGAGAUCCUCCCUAACUGGAUGGUUAACAUUUACUCCAAUCUAUGUCAGUAUUGCCAAAACAGUCAUUUUGGUUAAUGUACAUAUCAUCAUAAUGGGGCAACAUGUGAUAUAAUGUGAUCUUGAUUGUACCGUACUGAUGGCAGUGUCUUGAGUUAUAUGCAUUUAAAGUUGCCUGUUUGAAUCUGAAUUGUUUACUGUCAGACAACUGUGUCUUACCAUCUGACUGUGUGCUAUCACAGUCUGCUUAUAAGUAACCUGUGACUAUGCAUAUUCAUAAUGACUUGAAAAACACAACUUUUCAUGCUUAUGAGAAAAUCACUGAAUCAUUGUGCCUCCAAAAGGCUACAUUUAUUGAUCACAUCUAAGGAAGUCUUGCUGCAUGCGUUCACCUGAGCUGAUGACACGCAGGACAAUCCACCCCUUGCAAUAACUUCUCAGCUGGCAGAUUUCAUAAAAUAAAAUGAGUAAUCUCCUGAUCAUAAAAGAAAGCCAAACCAAAGGCAUCAAAGACUUGCUUAAGUUAUGAAUGUUAACCUAUUAUCUCAAAGUUUACCUUGUCACUAUAAAGGUAGGUGUGAGUUUUGGGUGUUACCUUGUCUCCUGUUUAGAUCCUACAGUCCCGAUCAGGCACAAAGUCAGUGGAUGAUCAUCUUCUUGCACACUAGCUUUUGGAAAUCUUCAGUUAAUUUUUGGAACAUGAGUGUCCUACUUUUUAAAUAUGUACGUAAAUUAUUUUAAAAAAUAAAUAUUCAAAAUUAGCUUGUACAGUAUGUGAUUCAGCUAACUUUUUGUGAAUAUUCGUAAAAAGAAUUGAGUAAAAUUUUCUUGGAGGCUAAAUGGAUGUAAAAUGAAUAAAUGGGAUCUCAGAUUGCUGAAGUGAUCAACUGAAGAGUUCUGUUAAUAGCAGAUGCACAGUAAAGAUGCAGAUUUGAUUCUAAACCUUUUUGACUUGUGGCUUUUUAAUUGAACCAACCGUUGUUGGACGUUCCAGCCAAAGAGACAUACUCCAUUUGUUUCUUAAAUCUGUCUGUCAAACAAGACACCAAUAAAACUGAGCGUUUAAUAGAGACCAUCA